AUGCCUGAUCAAUCCACUUGUGCUGUCCAUAAUGGCGGCAGUGCCAUCGAAGCUGAAGUCAUCGUCAGCACCAACAUUUCGACUGACGACGUCGACCCCUCGUACAGCCUUACCCGCUACCUCUCUGACACAAGCCACCAUCCACCCGGUUACAGACUAGCACAGGCUACCACCACUGAAUCUGAACCGCGUGUACUUGAAGAGCUACGCAAAUUUGAGGCAAAAUUCUCCUUGAACGGCGACGCUCCUAAUCGCAAUUAG
Trichoderma aggressivum f. europaeum is the source of this 261-nucleotide messenger RNA. RefSeq lists its product as uncharacterized. Lineage: Eukaryota; Fungi; Ascomycota; Sordariomycetes; Hypocreales; Hypocreaceae. The transcript is spliced from 2 exons. Bases 1 to 261 code for a protein of 86 amino acids. The record is from RefSeq and is a predicted model, not a curated record.